UUCUUUUUCUCGGCCUGUCGGCCUCGGAUCGCUCCACUUCACAACCGACCUUCCCCUUGCUCCGUCCGUCUCCCGCUCACUCAUUCUCGCUCUCUUCCUCGUCUCGCCGGCGAGCUGCUGUGCUUCCGAUCGAGCCCGAGCUAUUUCUCCUCCCUGCUCUCCCAGUCGGUCCACACGUCGAGACGCUGCUGCUCUUGCUAGAGCCCGACUGCUGCUCUCUGCCUCCCCGUCGAAAUUGAUCUGCCCGUGCUCAAGCCCGAGCUUAGCUGCUGCUGCUCCCUCCCCUCCCAGGCGGCUGCAGAGGACGUAAUACUAGAACCACAGAUCAUAAGAUGCCGACAGGCUUAAGGAAGGAAUAGUUGGAGCGAAAACCAGAAAUGUUGAGAAGUGCCCAGCGACAGCAGCAACUGCAGAGCUCCAUCUGCGCUGUCUGUUGGUUGUCCACCACCGAUGUUAAGAGCAAGUACUCUAUGGAGUUUUGCUCGUACACUGUUACACCACCCAUCAAGCCAUGGCCUCAACGCCUGUACCCCAAGCGGCUGGUCUCGAUGAUCAGCCGCCAGCAGAACCUGGACCUCGCCCUCCAAAUCUUCGACUACGCUGGCAAGUACCAUCCUGGGGGCUUCUCCCACAACUACGACACCUACCUCGCUAUCGUACAGCGCCUCUCCCGGGCCCGAGCUUUCGGGCCCAUGGAGACACUCCUCUCUCAGCUGAGGCUCUCUGGCCUCAAGUGUGGCGAGAGCAUCUUCAUCUUCGUCAUCCGCAGCUACGGCCUUGCGGGCAAGCCCAAGUCUGCCCUCCGCACCUUCCUUGGCAUCCGCAGUUUCAAUGUCCAGCGCUCUGUCAGGUCCCUGAACACCCUCCUUAAUGCGCUCAUCCAGAACAAACACUUCGACUGGGUGCCCAUCAUCUUCAAGAAUGCCACGUCCAAGUUUGGGGUGGUCCCCAAUGUCUUCACAUGCAACAUCUUGAUCAAGGCUCACUGCAACAAAGGCGAUGUUGAGGGCGCCUUGAAGGUUCGUGAUGAGAUGCCUGCCAUGGGUAUCAUCCCAAAUGUGAUCACUCAUACCACUAUCCUAGGUGGUUACGUGUUCCGCAGGGACAUGAAGGGUGCUGAGAGGGUGUUUGGUGAAAUUUUGGAUGCUGGGUGGGUGCCUGAUCCCACCACUUAUACGAUCUUGAUGGAUGGGUAUUGCAGGUUAGGAAGGCUAGUGGAUGCGAUUAAGGUGAUGGAUGAUAUGGAGGAGAGCGGGGUACAGCCUAAUGAUGUUACCUACGGGGUCAUGAUCGAGGCUUACUGCAAAGAGAAGAAAGCAGGUGAGGCACGUAACUUGCUGGAGGAUAUGCUUCAAAAAAAGUACAUGCCGAGCUCGGCUCUCUGUUGCAAAGUCAUUGACGUGCUGUGUGAGGGAGGAAAGGUCAGUGAGGCAUUGGACUUGUGGAGACAGCUCCUGAACAAGAACUGCAUGCCUGACAAUGCCACUUCGAGCACCCUCAUCCACUGGCUUUGCAAGGAAGGGAAGGUUCAGGAGGCCAAGAAGCUGUUUUAUGAGUUCGAGAAGGGCUCUGUACCUAGCUUGCUGACUUACAAUACGCUCAUUGGAGGACUUUGCGAGAGUGGUGAGCUGUCUGAGGCUGGGAGGCUGUGGGAUGACAUGGUGGAGAAAGGCCACAUCCCCAAUACUUUCACAUAUAACAUGCUGAUUAGAGGGUUCUGUAGGUCUGGUAAUGUGAAGGAAGGGAUGAGGAUUCUGGAGGAGAUGAUGGAGAAAGGGUGCACCCCUAAUCGAGCCACCUACACCAUACUCUCUGAGGCCCUAUGCCGUUGUUCAUGUGAACCAGGAGAAAUCUCGAGAUUCCUUACAAUGGCCAUUCCUUGUGGGAUAGUUGACGAGGAUUGCUGGGUUCUUUUCUUGGGCAAGGUUAUUACUCAGAUGGAUGGCAGCGAAGGUGUUCUCCACGGAAUAUUGUUGGAGCAUAAUGCUACUUAGGUUAGGUAUUCUAUUCUUCAUCAGGAGGCUGAUCAAAUUCAGAUCCACUGCAACCAAUCAUAUGCAUAGGACAUGAUACAAGUUCACAAUGAAAUUCCCACAAUUCUUUCUUUCGAAUCUUGCAAGUAGGUUUAGAACAUAAGUUUUCAUACUACAAACCUGAUGGAAAUAGAAGACUUUGAGAUGAAGAGUCUGUUUUUCUACCAUACAAAGCUGUUGUUGGAAAUAAAAGAUUCUUUGAGAAUUUUCCACGGCUGGACUUUCUCAUAUUGUACAGGAGCAAAAGGUCCCUUUCAUAGGAGAAACAAAAGAUAUGGCAUUUUCUGGUAAUAUGCUUUGGAGACAGGGAGAUAUUCGAUGACAUUGACCCACAAUAGUCUCAGAUGUACGAUGACCUUCACCUGACAUUUGGAGCUGAGCCACACCGAAGGAUGAUGUGAAUGGGCUCUCCAUUACAAGCAGCACACUGGCCUCAAUGAAAGGUUGACAUCUUUAUCUUGCUGAUGGGAAGUUAUAUGAGAUAAACAAUGCAUGGACCAUAAGCGAGCCUCCUGGUACAAUCCCGGGUCAUUCUAAACAAAAUAUUGUCCAAGUUCUAGAAAAUUGUUUUGAAUGGAUUCUCCUAACCUUCGGAUACCAAUAGGUUUCAAUGUUUGGAAUCUCAUAUUAGUUACUCGUCAGGUUAUUUUGUACGCCAACUAGAAGAUUUCACAUGUAAUUUCUUAUUCACGUGAAGUACGGAAAAAAAUUGUGUUUACCGCAUGAAUUUUGAUUAUAAUGCAUAGAAAUGAACUUCUUUUCCUUUGUCUUCAA
This is a messenger RNA of Punica granatum (pomegranate), 2807 nucleotides long. The record is from RefSeq and is a predicted model, not a curated record. Lineage: Eukaryota; Viridiplantae; Streptophyta; Magnoliopsida; Myrtales; Lythraceae.